UGACCAAAGGCUGUAUCAGAUCAGUAUGCGUACACAAGCGGCGCGCGCGCACGUAUUCGCCAUGACUACUGUCGGGGCCUUGCUCACGAUAACAUGCGCCGUCGCGGCUGCCGCCUCUAACAUCGAUCUGAAUAACACAAACAUCGACAAUAAUGUUAUCAAACGUAUAGUAACAGUAUUAAACUCGAACAGAACUUUGAAUUCUAGGGAAUUUGCUUUAUUAAACCGAACGGCGGUAAAUCUUGGCAUCGAGAGCGAAAUGUUAACGAAAUUGACCAGUUUAGUAAAACAAACGUAUGAACAACCAAAUCGAGAUACAGCCUCUUAUGCUUACGAGGAAGGAAAUAAAGGCUCGUUACCGGUUGAAGAGUCUCCAGAUUACGCUUCAUCUGUAGUUCUCGCCAGUGAUCUUUUAUCCCUGACUUCUGCUGUUGCGAACGUUAAGGAAAACGUUUGUCGAGAACAAGGAUACAAGUUCUUAGACGGAUUGCUGUUGAAUAAACGAUGGGCCUUAAAAAUGUUCGACGCAUCAGCCAAAUCCCCCCAGGGCUUGCUGUUCGGAUCUUCAUUUCACCUGGGCAACUUCGACGAAUGCCUUGCAAUAGAAGACCAAGUUGAUGACGGGACGGUGGUUUAUGGACAGUAUUGUUUGGCCAAUAUUAAAUGGCGGAGAUCUGAGGCACACAAAAAGGUUCGAACUGGUCGAGGUGAGACGUUACGGUGGGCGAUAUGCGUGCCCAGGGUCUGCGAUGCGAACGCCGUACAGCAGUUUGUCAGUGACGUCCUGUCCCAUACAGUCGGUAAUACCACUACUGUCCAAGUCACCGAUAGAGACUGUUAUACGAAGCAGCCGCUUACUGUCAAUUCUCUGGAUGUCGCCUUUUUAUCAUUAAUAUUCCUCUUCGUCGCAAUACUAAUAAUGAGCACCUCUUAUGAAAUUUAUUGUAUACAAUGGAAACGCAAAAGGGUUUCAACGAUACACGAUAUUAUAACUUCCUUCUCAAUUAUUAACAACAUGAAGAAAAUUCUUUCCACUAAACAGAAUAAUAGUUUGGGAUUGGAAAGUAUAACUGGAAUAAAGGUUUUGGCAAUGAUAUUUAUUAUAUCAGGGCAUGCGAGCUUAUUUAUCAGCGUUGGGCCUGUAAUGGACGCCGAAGCAUUUGAUAGGAUACUACGAAAUCCAGCCAAUGCUUUCAUGGAGAACAACAUGAUUUUAGUGGACACUUUCUUAUUUCUGGGAGCAUUCCUCUUCAGUCGAAUUCUACUUCCAGAAUUGGAUAAGCGACGGGGCAGACUAAACAUUUUACCUAUCUUACUGUUUCGUUAUUUGAGAGUGACACCAGCGUAUGCGGUUGUGAUAUUAUUUUACAUGACAUGGUUCCCAAAGAUCGGAGACGGUCCUUUGUGGGAGAGCAAGAUGAGGUUAGAGCAAGAUAGAUGCUUAGAAUCGUGGUGGGCCAAUAUACUCUAUGUAAAUAAUUAUGUAAAUACAGACAAAAUGUGCAUGUUUCAAUCGUGGUAUCUCUCAGUUGACACCCAAUUGUUCUUCUUUGCUCCGAUCUUUAUCUUCGCUCUUUGGAAGUGGCGUCGAUUCGGUCCCAUGUUACUGGGUGUAGGCUUACUGAUUUCUCUAUUGAUCCCAGCUGUCAUAACUUACACGAGAAGAUUGGACCCAACUCUUUUAUUAUUUGCGAAAGAAUUCUCCGACUUGAUUUCUAAUUUUUACUUCAAAGAGGCAUAUAUAAAAACCCACAUGAAGAUUACGACAUAUUUGAUGGGCUUAUUAACUGGUUACAUUUUACAUCGGAUACAAAAAGAGAAUUACCAAAUGUCUCGAUCAUUGAAGGUCUUCGGAUGGAUAACCAGUAUUAUACUGGGGACAGUCACGACAUUUUCUGUUAGCCUGUUUUAUCAGGAAUGGUAUCAAUAUAAUGCAAUUGAGGCUGCAGCCUACAUUUCCUUGCACAAACUGGCAUGGUCGAUAGCAAACGGCUGGAUGAUCAUCGCGUGUGUUACUGGAAAUGGAGGUAUCCUAGCGAAGCUGUUCAAUUGGAAAUUAUUUGUGCCAUUAUCCAGGUUGACCUAUUGUGCAUAUCUCGUGAAUGGGAUAGUCGAAUUGUUCUAUAUAGGACAACUGAGACAUCCAGCCCACCUUACAGUACUUACUGUGACGGCGAAUUCGAUUUCACAUUUAGUGCUGACGUUUUUCCUUGCCUUACUGCUGUGUAUUACCUUCGAAAGUCCAAUACAUGGUAUAGAGAAGAUUCUUCUCAAAAAGUUUGUUGGUCCAAGAGCCAGUGACAAUACGAGAGAAGAUAAAUCACAGGAAUGCUCAAGAAGUACUAGUCAAUCAAAGUUAGAAUCAUAGCAUACAUUUUGUUUUAGGGGAAAUUGUUUUAUGUAAAUAUUAAGUGGAUAAGGUGUAUUAUAUUUUUAUAAUCUAUAUAUACUUUAUUGUAUAUAUAAUUUGGAAUGGCGAACUGACGGAUCACUUGAUUUUAAGUUUGUGAGUGGUAACUGUCGCCUGUAGAUAUAAAUCGCAUCAUGCGUAUCAGGGAAAACUGUGUUGUGGCCAUACAUUGUUAUUUCUGAGGACUUAAAAAUAAAAAAAUAUUUCUUGAGUACUUAAUCAUAUUGCUGUUAAAUUAACUACUAUUGAAUUGUGAUAUAUCUAUAUGUAAAUUAGAAAGGGAAAUGUCACAUGUAGGUACAUAUUUAAAUAAUUUUGAAAUUUUGUUAAAAAAGAAGUAUGCCAUUCAUUAAGAGUUGUAAUAAAACACUGCGAGAACAUUUUUUGCCAUAAAUAUUUUCAUCUUAUAUACAAAUGUAAGAAAAAGAGAAAAAAAAAGAAACAGUUUUGUUUAAGUUAGGUUCUAUCUAAUUUAAAUAAUUCGUUAUUUACAUUUUAUACUACAUUAUGCUACUAUUAUACGUUUAUCUUUUAAUUUAAUCAAAUGUAUAUACAUUAGAUAUAUUUCAAAAAAUAUUUGAACGUACAUAUUUCAUUCUUUAUAGUGUACUAAAUGAACAUAUUUACCAUAAUACCGUACCAUCAAGCAAGUUUGUGUAAAUAUGGUUUCAAAAAUACUAGGUACUAACUUACAAUAAUAUUUAUCAGUUAUUUAAAAAUAUAGCGACAGUUUACAGUGGUUAUUAGACAUAAUGUGUGAAUUCGUCAACUGUUUAUAUUUUUGAGGCUCUCUCGUCACGUUCCGUCAGUGUGACUCGGCAAUAGAAUGUACUUAUAUGUAUUACAUUAGGUACUGCACAGUUUUUGUUACACAGUAACAAUAUUGUUUCUAAUAUAAUUAGCUUGUAAGAAUUAAUUGCUCAAGAUGUAUUAUAGAAUACCUCAAGGAAUAAAGAGAUUUUUUUUUAUAUAUUAUUAUAA
This is a messenger RNA of Galleria mellonella (greater wax moth), 3391 nucleotides long. RefSeq names its product nose resistant to fluoxetine protein 6-like. The transcript has 12 exons. The record is from RefSeq and is a predicted model, not a curated record. Bases 26 to 2368 code for a protein of 780 amino acids. Gene Ontology annotation, molecular function: acyltransferase activity, transferring groups other than amino-acyl groups. NCBI's taxonomy places the organism in Eukaryota, Metazoa, Arthropoda, Insecta, Lepidoptera, Pyralidae.